Protomyces lactucae-debilis is the source of this 417-nucleotide messenger RNA. RefSeq lists its product as uncharacterized. The transcript has a single exon. The record is from RefSeq and is a predicted model, not a curated record. Bases 1 to 417 code for a protein of 138 amino acids. NCBI's taxonomy places the organism in Eukaryota, Fungi, Ascomycota, Taphrinomycetes, Taphrinales, Protomycetaceae.
AUGAUUCCUUUGUGGUUCGGACAAUCCAGAUCAACGCAGAUCAUCGCGCAGAUUCUACUGCUUGGAACCAUUCUAUUCCUACUACGACAAAUUCCGCGCCUUCCCAGCAACAAAUACGACAACGCCGUUGAAUGGCCAGAAAAGGAGCCGACGAAUGUGAAACACGUUUAUGAUUCUGUCAAGCCGACACCUGCUCAGCCUGAUGUUGAUAGGGUGACGAAACAUGGCUCUGGCAAGUCGACGCCCGCGAAGGAUGUGUUCGGCAAGUCAACGCCUGCAAAAGAUGUGUUCGGCAAGUCGACGUCUGCAACAGAUGACGUGAGCAAGUCCACCUCUGCUAAACAUAACUUGAGCGAUGGAACACAUCUCAAGGGGAACACGUCGCAUGUUAAUGCCACAACUACGCGCUCGUCUUAG